AUGGCCAAUGAGCCGGCUCGCUCAUGGCAUCCAGCCAUGAUGCCGAACAGUGCGGCCGAUCUCGUCGAAAAAGUCCCCGAGACUGAACACAAAUCCGUGCAUGGCAAAGUCCAAUCGAAUCGAAACCAGGAUCAGGACCCUGGAGAUGCCUGGCCUGGUCAACAAGAGGAAACGGAAGGCCACGCAUGGCUUGAUUCGGAAGAAGACUAUCCUAUGCAGGUCGGCGAAUCUCCGCAACUGCCAGAGGUUACGCGAAAUGCCGAGGCGGAGAAGGCAUCCCAGUCUUCCCAGACUCCGACACCCAAAGCGGCGACAGAAGUAGAGAGCACGGUAAAUGCUUCGGUGACGAAUGAAGACGAUGGAGUCGGUGGUGCUUGGCUGUUAGAUGAAGAACCAACAAUCGAACCAGCUCCAGUCGCAGAGCAACGCGAGCCAUCGCAGGAAACGCUGGCGGGGCACCCUGACCUUGAAUCAUCAAACCAAGAGCCAACCCUUGAUAUGAGUCCCAUCAAUGUCAAGCCGAAACCUGAAGCUUUCACGCCAUCUGCGGCUCAACAUUCUAGCUCCAUGUCGUUUGCCCGUACGGUCUCUCACGAAAUCAACUUCGGCGACGAUGAUGAUACGGAAUUAAGCUCGGAAAAAGCCACUACGGAUGCAUUUCAAUUUAUGCCUCCCAAGGAGAGGACCAACUCGUUUCCUCCUGUGCCGCCCAGAGUUCCUCAGUCGGAUGCACGUGAUGACCUGCCCCUACCUUGCAAUCAAGCCACAUAUAUCAUGGAAGAAGAUGAAAAAGACGCUGAAAUCGCGGCCAAGGAUUACCUGAUGCGCAGCCCUGAAGGCGAAAGCUCUCCCUCUUGGCGAAGACUUGAUGCUUCACACCCUCAUCAUGCAACAGUAUCCCGCUCCGUUGGAGGUGAUUUGGACGAGGCCGCGCCAACGGCAGAAGAAUCUCGUUUCGGUGAAGGUCUGCCAUUGAUUCCGCAUGCUCCGGCAGCCGAUGAACAUGCUGAAAGAAACGUUGCGGCCAAGCCGGAUGCUUUUCAUGACGAGCGUGAGACCGAGGAUGACUUUUUUGGCCAAAUCCAGGACAAGCCCGCAGAACCCGUCCCAGAAGAUGGUACGAAUCUUCUGCAGAGGAAGUCGACUUUGCAGGUCAUCGAAGCACUUGGUGAUGGUGGACUUUUUAUUCGGCAAGAUAGCCCUCAUGAGGCGAUUGGGGCACACGUUGAUGAGGCAGCACAGGGCGUCGCGUUGGGCACCCUGGAGACAAUGAAGCAAGAGCCAGAGCCAGCGACGGAAGAUCUAGCAUCUAAAUGGGAGCAAGCUUUUGGAGAAGGAGACGAAGACGACUUUCUUUUGGAGGAUUCCGCUGAAGAGAAUAAGGAUUUCGAUGCGACGGCGUUUCUUGGCAGCGACGAUGAGGGUUUUCUCGAAGAUGACGCUGAUGAACCGAACACAGCUUCUGUCACUGCUCAACCAUAUCAGCAGCCCGCGGUAAACCCUUACGCUCCAGUUGUCGCAACACCACUCCAAACCGCUCCGUACGCAGCAACUGCAUCUGCGACUGCUCCUACCCAGGCCUAUGGAUACAGACAGCAAACUCCAGCAGCGCCGAAUGGUAUUGCUGCGCAGCAUGGGCUUGCACCGGAGCCUCCCCGCCUUGAUGCUACUACAAGGACGGAAAGCUUUGCCGAUAAAUCAAAAGGGGGGUACUCUUCGCCGUACGACUUGCCCACUGGUCUGAUAAAGGCUGUCAAGCCGAGGAAGCGACCUAGUCUUCAGCAAUUACCCUCGGAAAGGGCUCCGCCUCCUCCUAGAAGUGCUAGUAUGUAUUCCCCAGGAAUGUCUCCGGCUGCUUCAUUUCCGCCGACUUCUUCGUCAGCUCCGCCUCCUACUAGCCAGCAGCCUCAAGGACAACCGCCCCUGAGUCAGAGGACCUCUGCGACAUCACUUCACUCCAAAUCCAGCUUUUUUGAAGAACUUCCGAUGUCAUCCAGGCCGAGACCGGCCUCUAGACAGAGCCACAGUUCACCCACAGUUGGCCAGUACAUGCCUGCGAAACCACCUCAGGCUGUACCACUACCAUCGCCGUCUCAUAUAGUACCUCCUCCAGUAUCCCGUAUUGCUCCAGCACCUGGACCUGAAGCUGUCCAUGCUCUUCCAGCUACUGUUCAAUCACAUGGCACGAAGGAAGAAGUGCAGAAAUCGCCUGGUAUAGCCAAUUUAGUCGCUCCCCCAAAGGCUAACCCAUACGCUGCUCUUCAGUCUCACCCUACUGCCAUGACUCCUUCAUCCAGCAACUCGUCUCGCUAUUCCCCAGCGCUUCCUGGUCAACAGGGCGGUGGUGUAUCAAUUUCCAGUCGUUACUCCCCAGCACCGUCUGCUGGAUCGCGGCCUAACAGCUCGUACGGUUCCGGUCCAUCUCACAACGUUCUACCUCACCUACCGAGGACGUCAAGCCCCUUGGCUCACUUCGAGACCAGCAGUGCCACAGAAUCGCAAAAUUCCGAACGUCGGGCGAAUGCUUCAUUUGAGCCCAGACUCAACCGAGUUGCUUCUCUUCCACCAACUCGAGAGGUAGACGAGGAAGAUGAAGAGGGAGUUUCGACAGGAAACCGUUCCUUCAGCGCCAGUAAUGCGGCACGUUCUCCCGGAAUAAGCGCUACGGAAACCCGAUAUAGCCCAGUGCCGGGUGACGUGUCGGCUCAACGUACGCCUCUAGUGUCCCCUGGUGUCAGUAGACCGAUCGGUGCAUCGUCACCACCGAAAAGAGCCAGCUUAAGCCACGUUCCCCAGGUUUCCGCAGGGUCAGUGAAUCCCGCAAGCUCGUUUGCAUCACCCUCUGGUGGGCAAAUUCAAUCCUCCACUGCUAUACACCCCAAGCCUCUGAGGGGUAGCAAGCAGGCCGACUAUGGUCCUAGACCCCCAUCCGCGCAUUCCCCUACGGCACCAGGUAUGGCAAAGCCAUAUCAGCCUCUCCAUGCGACAACAAACCCCCGAAAUCGUGGUCAGAUACUGGCAAGUAGUAUGCCACCCACGGACGGUAGACAGCACGAUCCACUGGAGCGAUGGAGGGGAGCUCCUGUCAUGACAUGGGGAGUCGGUGGUACUUUCAUCACCACAUUCCCCAAGAGCACCCCUCGGUAUGGUAUUGGCCAAACCGCUCCAACUAUGAUCCGUACGGUGGGAGAGGUCAAGGUCCAGAAUAUCAAGGAUAUCGACCUUCUUCCAGACCUCCUUGCCAAGUUUCCGGGUCCGUUGAAAGGAAAAUCUAAGAAGAAGGAAGCUAUUGCGUGGCUCUCGGCUGGCAUUGAAUCACUGGAAAAGGAAAUUCCUGAUGUGUCCUUCCAACCUCAAUUAUCUUUGGAAACGAAACGAUCUUUUGAGCGUUUGCUGCUGUGGAAGCUGCUGCGAAUCUUUGUAGAACAUGACGGUGUAUUGGAAGGAACCCCUGCCGUUGACAAAGCUGUUCGGGAGGUUCUUGCCCCCGAGACCACAGAGUUGCGGAACGAAGGUGUGCCGCUUUUUACAGGAGCAGAAACCGCUGGAUCCGCCGAUACCUCGAUGAAAGCGGACGGCGUGGAUUCUGCCUCCAUUGAGAAGAUCCGGUUGGACUUGCUGAAGGGAGAUCGAGAGUCUGCUGUCUGGGCAGCGGCUGAUAAGCGUCUCUGGGGCCAUGCCAUGAUUAUUGCUCAAACAGUUUCGCCAGAACUCUACAAGCAAGUCUCACAAGAGUUCGUACGCAAGGAGGUCAACUACCCCGGCCACAACAACGAGUCGCUGGCUGCCCUUUACAAGAUCUUGUCCGGCAAUUACGACGAUUGUGUCGAUGAACUCGUUCCUUCGCACGCUCGUGCGGGGCUGCAACUUGUGUCUACCGAAGUCUCUUCUGGUCCUACCAAGGAUGCCACGGCUGGCCUUGAUAAGUGGCGCGAGACAUUGACGCUCGUGUUGAGCAAUCGGAGUCGGGACGAUGCCCGCGGAUUGCAUGCCCUUGGCAAGCUUUUGUCUAGUUAUGGACGGACUGAGGCUGCUCAUAUUUGCUUCAUUUUUAGCCGUAGCUUGUCAGUCUUUAGCGGAUCGGAUAAUCCCGAAUGCGAUCUUGUCCUGGUUGGCUCGGACCACAGCAGACAACAAGAACAGUUCGCCAAAGAGGCACAAGCGCUUCAACUCAGUGAGAUAUACGAGUACGGUCUUGCACUAGGAGGCAGCGUCGCGGCAGCGGCAGGAGCGCCGCAUCUUGCCGCAUACAAGCUUCAGCAUGCCGUGGUUCUUGCUGAACAUGGUUUCCGUGAGAAGGCGCUGCAGUAUUGCGAUGCUAUCUCAUCAGCCAUCGUCGCACAGACACGGAGAUCGCCGUACCAUCACCAUAUUGUUGAAGUUUGUGUGGAAGAUUUCAUGACGAGACUCAAACAAGCCCCUAAGGAAGCUUCAUCUUCAUGGAUAUCUAAGCCAACCAUGGGCAAGGUCUCUGAUAGUGUGUGGAACAGAUUCAACAAGUUUGUGUCAGGGGAUGAGGAUGGCAAUGGUCAUACCGGGGCAGAUGGCGAUAACGGACCAUUUGCUCGAAUUGCCUCUUCACCCAGUAUCUCGAGGCCACCGUCCACAUCCAAAUUUGAUGUUUAUGGCUCGUCACCGAGUUAUCAUACCACGCUGGCUGGUGCUGCAACAGGAGUGGCAGCAUCGCGCUAUGGCCCCACAUCAACUCCUCUAUACGCGAACGACAAUGCCAAUCCCUAUGCUCCCGUGGCACAAGCACAACAUGCCCCAGCUUCAACACCGGGAAUCACCAACCAGGAGUAUGCCUCCAGCCCUUAUGAGCAAAACUACCCAGGCAAUACCCAUGCAAAAUCAUACUUUGAUGGUUAUCACCCAGUAAGCUAUUCAGGGACUGCUUCAUCUGGAUAUCAAACGGUUGAGUCUCCAGCAAUGGCACAUGCGGGACCAGCAUCAGGGCCGCAACCUACACUGACCGAUGGGAACCGACCCCAUCAGCUUCAGGAUUCGCCAGUUAUACACCAUCAGCAACCCAAGGGCGACAACUCCAACAACGGCUACCGACCAUCGGCAUAUGGAUAUGAGGCUCAUCAAGCAGGCGCCGCCGCGGACAGCAAUCAACAAGAAGAGGCGGGAAGCAGUGGGUACGAACCGCCUUCCUCCCAAUCAUAUGGCUAUGAGCCCCCUUCAUACCAGCCAGACGUCGAGGAGGAUGACGCCCCCAAGCCCAAGAAGAAAAGCUUCAUGGAUGACGACGACGACGACGACAUCCCAGCUCUAAGGAGGCCGCAAGAGCAGAGUAAAGCAGAGAAAGACCGCGAGAACGAAGAGAUGUUUCGCAAAGCUGCCGAGGAAGAUGCCAAACGAGCAGCAGCAGCAGCGGCCACCAAAAAGGGAUGGGGUUUCGGUGGCUGGUUCGGAAGCAGCAAGAAACCCGAGGGUAGCAUCGGCGAGUCAUCACCAGGCAAGCCCAUCAAAGCCAAGCUUGGAGAACAAAGCAGCUUUGUCUACGAUCCCGAUCUGAAACGCUGGAUCAACAAGAAGGCAGGCGCCGAGAACGUCGAAGCGAAGAAAGCUACCCCCCCACCGCCUCGGGCUGGCUCUCGCUCGGCGAGCGGAACGCCGCCUCCUCCAGCUGGCGCUCCACCCGCGACUGGAAGAGCGAGUGUCCCUCCCAUGGCAGUGCCGUUCCGCUCCAUAUCCAGUACCGUGACUUCGACACAAUCGACGGACAACUCGACAGCAAGAAGCAGCCCUCCUUCCGCCAUGCAACGGUCGGCAUCUGCCACCCAUGUCGAAACAGAACGUCCACCGACAGCUCCGCCCAGUCGACCGGGCACAAGCAUGGGCAACGCAAGCAGUAUCGACGACCUGUUGGGUGCGCCCGGACCACGCAAAGCUGGCCAGAAGAAGCCAAGAAAGAGUGGUCGGUAUAUAGAUGUCAUGGCCAAAUAA
Ustilaginoidea virens is the source of this 5952-nucleotide messenger RNA. RefSeq lists its product as uncharacterized. Gene Ontology annotation, cellular component: ER to Golgi transport vesicle membrane; endoplasmic reticulum exit site. The coding region runs from base 1 to 5952 and encodes 1983 amino acids. The transcript has 2 exons. The record is from RefSeq and is a predicted model, not a curated record. Gene Ontology annotation, biological process: Golgi organization; COPII vesicle coat assembly; autophagy. NCBI's taxonomy places the organism in Eukaryota, Fungi, Ascomycota, Sordariomycetes, Hypocreales, Clavicipitaceae.